AUGAAAAGUUUAUUGGAAGAUAUUUCUAAAGAAAAUUUUGCGCCGAGAUUUGCAACAUUUGAAUUUAGAUUAAAAUACGAAUUAUAUGGUGUUGAAUCAGCAUUAGAUAUAGGAAAGAAUUCUAUGAUACAAGCAGCAAGAUAUGAUAGAGAAGUUGCCCAAAUUUUGGCAACAGAACUCAAACAACCGUUAGAAAAUAUGAAAACUUUUUUGUCAUUUGUUAAUAUUGAUCAUCAUAUUCCUUGGGCAAGAGAAUGCGCAAAACAGCUGCCUGUUUCGGAAUGGAUAUUGCAAGAAGGUGAUUUAAUUCUUUUGGAUGCAAUUGCGGAAUGUGAUGAUAUGGAAAUUAAACAAAAAGUUAAUGAAGCAAAACAAAUAGUUGAAAAUUUGAAUUCUAAUGAUGAAAAAGUGACAGAAAUGGUUCCUUUCAAAUUUGAAAAAGUAGAAUUUGAUGAAUCAAAAGAGAAAAUAAGUGAAAUGGUUUCUUAUCUUUGGUUUAAUGGUCAGAAAAUGUCAAAAGAAAAAGAAAGUGAAAUGAUCGAUUUACUUUACAAAACCGACGACGAUAAGUUGUUACUUGGCUGCUUAAUUUAUUCCGAAUUAAAUGGAAUUAAUUUGGAUUAUAAAUUAUUGGCAAAUAGAAUUCAUGCAAAAAGUGACAUUCAAAUUGCAAUUUCUUAUGUUUAUUUCAAAAAUCAAAAGAGUGAUUGGGAAAAUCUACCUGACUAUCUAAAGGAAAUUGUUGAUAGAGUGUUAAGUGAAGUGAAUGUAAAGAAAAGUGACAUUUAUGAGCAAAUUUACAUUAAUAAUAAUUUGUUAAUAAGAAAAAUGUUAUUAACUAUGUUGGAAAUGGACUCUAAUCUUAAAGAAAAACUUAAAAAUCAAACCGUUGACACAUUUGACUUCACUUCUGUCAAACAGAUAAAAAUCGGUUUGUCACAGAUAUUCUCUAAGCUAGAGAAUGACGAUAUCUGUAUAAAUAACCGAAAUUUGCCAACAGUUUAUAAUUGGCCAAGUGAAUUUUUACUUUACGGAAGAGAAAAGAAACAUUUCACUUCACCUCAUCUUCCAGAACCAGACAAAAAGUGGAUUUUUGCUGCAGCAGAUAAUAAUGAUUCUUUGACAUAUUAUCUAAAGUUUGUUGAUCCUUCUGCCAAAGAUAUCCAGAGAUUUGAUCCGGAAUGGAAAUAUCUUUUCCCUUGUUUAUGUUUUAAUUCAACAAAAAGUGAAUUUGAUGAAGAAAAUUUGACAGCUUUAUAUUACUUUUUGCCACCUUCUUUCAGCAGAGCAUUCUACAGAUCAAUAUUCAGUAGAUGUACAAAUAUGUUACCUCAAAAAUUAUUCGACCAAUUAUUGACGGUUUUGCCACAAGUUCCUCCUAUGACAAUUCCGAAGAAUUCUUCUUUUCUUUUGAAAAGUGACAAUUUAUUUAAUGACAAAAUAUCUGUAAUUGACAUUUGCAACAGUGGUGAUUAUCAUGAUGUUUCCAAAUUGCAAGAAUUGGCAAAUAAUGGAGAUAUUGAUGCGUUGUUAGUUCUUUCAAAUAUUCCUCGAACUGAAUUGAUGCAAAGAUUGGAUUUAAGUGAUUCAAUCAUUGCUGUGAGUGAAUCCGCUCGUUCUGCAUUGGAAUAUUCUCUGAAAAGAGGUGUUCAUUAUUCAUUGAUGUACGUUGAAAUGAUUAAGACAAUUAAGAUUCUUUCCAUGGCAGAAAUUGUCGCAAUUGUCUGCAACAAAAGGUUUUUGAUGGCUUGCGACAGUGAUAGUAGUUUCAUCGCUGCUUUAGCUGUGUUUAGAAGAAUAGAGAAAGAAGCAAAAGGAACUGAUUAUGAACCAAUGUUCCAGUGCUACAGAGAAAUGUCAUCUAUUUUGUUUAAGAAUGAAAAAUAUCAAAAAUGGUUCUCACAAACAAAAUUAGAAGUAAGUGAUCCAAUUUAA
Messenger RNA from Trichomonas vaginalis G3, 1935 nucleotides. RefSeq lists its product as uncharacterized. Lineage: Eukaryota; Parabasalia; Trichomonadida; Trichomonadidae. The record is from RefSeq and is a predicted model, not a curated record. Bases 1 to 1935 code for a protein of 644 amino acids. The transcript has a single exon.